AUGGGGAUCAACGUCUUCACAUCGGGCACCGACAAUGUUCAAGCUGCUGACAUUCUUCGAAUAUCCAAUCAAGACAACAAUCCCUCAGGCUUUCUGAUAAACACGACAUCGGGCGUGAUUCCGCACUUCGAAUACGUCUUUCCAAUCCGUAGAAAGAAACCAUGGGUCACCUUGAUCUUGUUCACCUGGAAGGAUGAUCCUAUCCCUCUGAGCACUCCGUCCCCGCCAACCCUCGGUUCCCAAGUUCUGACGGUUCAAAGCAUCACAAUCCGGAUCCGUGAUAAACUUUUCAUAAACAGCAUCCAGACAACAGGGUCGGUCUUCUUCGAGGAUAUAAGGCUUCUCUGGCGGAGGAAGAUGAACCGCCUCGAACAAGAGUUAACGACGUUCAGCAGCAGCGAUGAGAUGGAGGUCGAAUUCCGGCAUGGCAGGUUCAUCCCCAACUCGGUGUAA
This is a messenger RNA of Cyclocybe aegerita, 453 nucleotides long. Lineage: Eukaryota; Fungi; Basidiomycota; Agaricomycetes; Agaricales; Hemipholiotaceae. The record is from the annotation of a GenBank genome assembly.